UGGGAAAAGGAAAAAAAAACGUCCUCAGAAAUGGAGGAACUCAAAAGGGAGGUGGAAAUGGACGAACAUAUAAUCCCGCUCAACGAAUUGUAUAAACUCCUAGGAACCGAUCCUAUAAUGGGUCUGAGUUCAGAAAUCGCUGAAUACAUAUUGGCUAGAGAUGGACCAAACUGUUUAACACCACCAGCCGAAACCCCAGAAUGGGUAAAAUUUGUCAAGCAACUAUUCGGAGGGUUCAAUGCACUUUUGUGGAUCGGUGCCGUUCUUUGCUUCCUGGCAUAUUGGAUACACUCGGUUACGUAUAGGGAUGUCCCUAAGGAUAAUUUAUAUUUGGGAAUUACACUAAUGAGCGUUGUCAUAAUUACUGGCAUGUUUUCUUAUUAUCAAGAGGCGAAAAGUUCUAGCAUUAUAGAAUCCUUCUCCAAAUUGAUUCCGCAGCAUACAAUGGUGUGGAGAGACGGUAAUAAGAUGGAACUUAAUGUUGAAGAGUUGGUAGUUGGGGACAUAGUCGAUGUACAUUUUGGUGAUAGAAUACCAGCGGAUAUACGCAUUAUAAAAUGUCAUGGAUUUAAGGUGGAUAAUUCAUCAUUAACCGGUGAGAGCGAGCCUCAACCUCGUUCACACGAGAAUACCAGUGAAAAUCCGUUGGAAACAAAAAAUCUAGUAUUUUUCUCAACCAACGCGGUGGAAGGAACGUUAAUUGGCGUUGUAAUACACACUGGCGAUAGAACCAUAAUGGGGAGAAUAGCAAAUCUAGCUGCAGGUCUUGAAGCAGGGCAAACCCCGAUCAAUAAAGAAAUUCAACAUUUUAUUCAUAUUAUAACAGUAGUAGCCGUAUUUUUGGGAUUCACAUUUCUUGUAAUCUCGAUCCUAAUGAAUCACAACUGGCUAGACGGGAUUAUAUUUCUGAUUGGCAUCAUAGUGGCUAAUGUGCCUGAAGGCUUGCCUGCUACAAUCACGGUAUGCCUAACUUUAACCGCUAAACGCAUGGCCUCUAAAAAUUGUUUAGUCAAAAAUCUUGAGGCCGUUGAAACUUUAGGCUCCACGUCUACCAUAUGCUCGGAUAAAACGGGCACUUUGACCCAAAAUAAGAUGACUGUGGCACAUAUGUGGUAUGAUGACAAAGUUUGGGAAGUCGAAACCUCCGAAAACCAAGGAGUGGUAAAGAAUCGAAACAAAAAUGAAACGUGGGAGGCUCUGGUACGAAUAGCAGGCUUGUGUAACAGGGCGUACUUCAAAUCUUACCAGGAUAAUGUACCUAUUAUGAAAAGGGAAUUCAUAGGGGAUGCAUCUGAAUCGGCUUUGCUAAAGUGUGUAGAGUUGACGUAUGGGAACGUAGAACAACUAAGGAUGCUUUAUAGAAAGAUUGCGGAAAUUCCUUUCAAUUCUAACAACAAAUACCAAGUUUCUAUUCACGAAUCUCCUAAACUUCUCAGACAUUUACUAGUCAUGAAAGGAGCCCCGGAGUGUAUUUUGGAGAGAUGCACUACAAUAUUGAUUGAUGGUAAGGAAGAGCUAUUAACGGACAAAAUAAGAGAAGACUACAAUAAGGCCUACAUGGAGUUGGGUGGAAGGGGUGAAAGAGUGCUGGGAUUUUGUGAUUUUUGGUUGCCCCUUGAAAAAUUUCCUAAAGGCUUUGUUUUCAACACGGAAGAUGUAAAUUUUCCUCUUGAAGGCUUCAGAUUCGUAGGUCUCAUGGCUAUGAUAGACCCUCCCCGGGAGGCAGUCCCUGAUGCCGUAGCUAAAUGUCGUGGCGCUGGAAUCAGGGUUAUAAUGGUGACGGGGGAUCAUCCAAUAACAGCCAAAGCUAUUGCUAAGCAAGUUGGCAUAAUAUCGAAUACCAGUGAGACUAUUGAAGAUAUAUCCGCUCGGUUGAAAAUUUCAAUCGAUAAAAUUAAUCCCCGCGACGCAAAGGCGUGCGUGGUUCAUGGCAGCGACCUUAAAAAAAUGAGCCCAAAAAAUUUGGACGACGUUUUGAGAUGGCAUACCGAGCUGGUUUUUGCCCGCACGUCCCCCCAACAAAAACUCUUGAUAGUGGAAGGGUGUCAGAGACAAGGAGCUAUAGUAGCUGUAACUGGAGACGGGGUCAACGAUUCUCCGGCUCUCAAGAAGGCGGAUAUUGGAGUUGCUAUGGGAAUAGCCGGAAGCGAUGUUAGUAAGCAAGCAGCUGAUAUGAUUUUGCUAGAUGACAAUUUUGCCUCGAUCGUUACUGGAGUAGAAGAAGGCCGUUUGAUAUUUGAUAAUCUCAAGAAGUCCAUAGCUUACACGCUGACGAGUAAAAUUCCAGAGAUGAGUCCUUUCUUGUUAUACAUACUUUUAAACAUACCUCUGGCCUUAGGCACAGUGACUAUUUUAUGCAUAGAUCUCGGAACUGAUAUGGUACCUGCCAUUUCUCUGGCGUACGAAAAAGGCGAGAGUGAUAUCAUGAAAAGGAAACCGCGCAAUCCGAAAUAUGACCAAUUAGUUAACGAAAGAUUAAUAAGUGUGGCCUACGGCCAAGUAGGUAUGAUUCAAGCUUUAGCAGGUUUUUUCACGUAUUUUGUUAUCAUGGCCGAAAACGGAUUUUUACCCAGUAGACUCCUAGGUAUCCGAGUUGCUUGGGAUUCGGCAGGACUCAAUAAUUUAUCAGAUUCUUAUGGCCAGGAAUGGACUUAUGCGAACAGAAAAAUCUUGGAACACACGUGUCAUUCAGCUUUUUUUGUAUCCACAGUUAUUGUGCAAUGGGCCGAUGUGAUCAUUUGUAAAACUCGGAUGAAUUCGUUAAUUCAACAAGGAAUGACAAAUUGGGUGCUGAAUUUUGCUCUAGUAUUUGAGACGGCGGUUGCCGCUUUUUUGUGCUACAUGCCUGGUAUGGACAUAGGGCUCAGGAUGUACCCUCUCAAAUUUUUUUGGUGGCUACCUCCUCUUCCCUUUUUUGCGUUGAUAUUUAUAUACGAUGAAGCCAGAAGAUAUAUAAUUAGAAAUGAGAGAGGUGGAUGGCUUGAAAGGGAAACUUAUUAUUGA
Gordionus sp. m RMFG-2023 is the source of this 3003-nucleotide messenger RNA. RefSeq names its product sodium/potassium-transporting ATPase subunit alpha-1-like. Gene Ontology annotation, molecular function: ATP binding; ATP hydrolysis activity; P-type sodium:potassium-exchanging transporter activity. Gene Ontology annotation, biological process: intracellular potassium ion homeostasis; proton transmembrane transport; potassium ion import across plasma membrane. The transcript is spliced from 20 exons. The record is from RefSeq and is a predicted model, not a curated record. NCBI's taxonomy places the organism in Eukaryota, Metazoa, Nematomorpha, Gordioida, Chordodea, Parachordodidae. Gene Ontology annotation, cellular component: plasma membrane. Bases 31 to 3003 code for a protein of 990 amino acids.